AUGCCAGUAUUUCCAACUGAUACCAUACAGUACUUAAAAUGGAACAGGGCUAUCAAUCAUUUGGACCCUGGAAGCAAAAAGAUUUGGAUCCCAGGACCGAGUGCUAUGCUGUGUUCCAAACAUUUUCACAAAAGUGACUUUGAGUCAUAUGACACAAGAAGAACAGGAUCUGUGCCUUUUGUUUCUCUAUACAAGAGUCUCCAAGGUGUACAUCUGAAAGGUACAAGACAGAAAAUCCUAAAAGAGCCACUUUCUGUUGAUUCUCAAGAGGUUGCUAUUGAGCAUCAUAACUACAUUUUAAAGAGAAGACCCUUGACAAUGGGUGCAGAGAAACUGGCUGAAGUGCAAGAGAUGCUACCAAUGUCCCCCAAAAGACUUAUUCCAGUAGAAAACUACAGGAUGUUCAAGAAGAGAAAGGGCUUAAGAUUAGUUGAUGUACUGGUAGAAGAGAAACUACUUUCUGAAGAAACAGAGCGUCUGCCACAAGCACAGUUUUCAGAUUUUGAGUGGGAGUUGUAUAACUGGAAAGAAACAUCUGAGUAUCCCAUAUGAGAAAUGAAGCAAUUUGCAUAUAAACUCUACUUGUAACUUAGCAAAGUCUAUGAUUAUGUAAGACAGAUUCUUAAACUGCCUCAUUCUUCCUUUCUGAGAAAAUGGUUAUCCAAAUGCAAAUCCAGUCCAGGUUUCAACAGCAACAUUUUUUCUUUUCUUCAACAAAGAGUAAAGAAUGGACACCAGCUAUAUCAGUAUUGUUCACUGACAAUAAAAGGCUUAUCUUUCAAGCAACAAUUUCAGUUGGACCUCAGCAGUGAUCAUUUGCAAGGACUUAUGGACUUUGGUCUUGGCAAGCUUGAUGCUGAAGAAAUGCAACUCGCCUCAGAAACUGUUUUGUUAAUGGCAGUGGGUUUUUGUGGUCAUUGGAGAAUAUUUCUUGGUUAUUUUUUUGUAAACAGGGUGUCUGGGUAUUUGCAAGCUCAGCUUCUUUGUCUCACUAUUGGCAAACUGAGUGACACAGGGAUCACAGUUGGGGCUGUUACAUCCAAUGCUACAGCUCACAGCAUUCUAAUGGCAAAAGCAUUGGGAAUACACUUUGAUGGCACAAAGUGUGCAUUUCAGCAUCCUUCAUCUUCUAGCCAACAUAUAGCAUACUUCUUUGAUUUGUAUUAAGGAAUGCAUUUUAGCCCUCGCUGGCGAAAUGCAUUUCAGAAUUUUCAAAGCAUUCAGUUUAUUAAUGGCACAGCACAUUGGCAGCACCCUGUGGAGUUAGUAGCACUAGAGGAACAGUAAUUAUCAAGCAUGGAAACAAUCCCAAGAAAACUUGCAAAUUAAAACCAUGUACUGAAAAUGAACUUAGCUGCCCAACCCUUCCGUGAGAGCGUGGCCAGCACAUUAGAAUGUUGGCUGUCAUUAGGCCUGCCUCCUUUUCAAAACUGUAUGGGUACUUUCCACUUUUUAUACUUAAUUAAUAACCUGUUUGACAUUUUUAAUAGUAGGAACUAUUAUGGAAAGGGACUUAAAGGCCCUGUAAUGCCUAAAACUUUUUAAAAAAUCAUGUGUUAA
Molecule: messenger RNA, 1560 nt
Organism: Pteronotus mesoamericanus
Lineage: Eukaryota; Metazoa; Chordata; Mammalia; Chiroptera; Mormoopidae
Gene: THAP9
Product: THAP domain containing 9
Source: RefSeq, a predicted model, not a curated record